Capsicum annuum is the source of this 1343-nucleotide messenger RNA. RefSeq names its product cytochrome b561 domain-containing protein At4g18260. NCBI's taxonomy places the organism in Eukaryota, Viridiplantae, Streptophyta, Magnoliopsida, Solanales, Solanaceae. The record is from RefSeq and is a predicted model, not a curated record. Gene Ontology annotation, molecular function: transmembrane monodehydroascorbate reductase activity. The transcript has 4 exons. Bases 325 to 1074 code for a protein of 249 amino acids.
AACAAAAAGCCUGUCAUAAUGUCCCUACCAGGUUGAAAUCACAGCCUAUUUUCCACUAUAAAAAUAUGCACUAUAGUCUUCUAUAAAUAUAUUUAAGUAUACUAGUAAUCUGAACACUACAUAUGCCACACGUUGUUAAAUUGACGAUAAAAGUUCAAUGCGGUUGAAGAGAAAAGCAAUGUACCUGCAUGUAGAGCUUAACUAGUUAAAGUUCAAGAAGUUUUGCUGGUGCUGUCUCCAGUUCCUUCAUCUCUUCAACAAAGCAAAAGUUUUGUAGCAUUAGCAACAUAGGAGUAUAAAACAGCAUAGGAGUUGCUUAGCAACAUGGUACAAGCCGCGCAGAAGCUGAUUCUUCAUGUCGCGAUUUUCCUUGUUGCUCAUCUUCUGACACUAGUCAGCGCAACUGAGAAGCACACGAAAAAGAUUAUUCAUGAAUGCAGCGACUACAAAAUCCUUCAGCCAAGUCCAAAGUUGUCCUUACAAAUUAUCCUACAUGCAAUUCUCCUCUGGGCUUCCAUGGGUUUCUUGAUGCCUAUCGCGGUUCUUGUAAUAAGAAUGAAAACUCAAGAGGAAAAUGGAAGAAGGCUGAAGAUGAUUGUGUAUGCUCAUGCUGCUUUACAGAUAGUAUCUGUUCUCCUUGUAGCAAUAGCAAUAAUCAUGUCAGUAAUAAACUUUGAGAACUUUUUCGAUAACACUCACCAGAGACUUGGCUUAGCUCUAUAUGUUGCAAUAUGGUUGCCGUUAGUAGCUGGAAUUUUUCGACCAGACAGAGGAACCAAAUAUAGAGGUGUAUGGUAUGCAUUUCACUGGCUUAUUGGAGUCACAGUUACUUUACUGGGAAUCGUCGCUGUAUAUUUAGGUUUACAGGCUUACAACACAAAAACAAGGAGAAGCAUAAGAGUUUGGAACUGGCUUUUCAGUGCUGAGGUUGCUGUUAUCGCGUUCAUCUAUCUGUUACAAGAAAAAUGGCACUAUAUAAAGCAAUCAGGAGGGAUUUUGAGCAAAGAUUCAGUACGACCAACGGAUCAAGAAGCAUCUCCAACUCAGAAAAAGGAACUGGCACCCAUGUCAUAAUCAGAGCCAUGUUAAGAUUUGCGACAAACAAAUAAUUUUGCCUUCAACUAACAUAGAUUUUCUUCCUUUUUAACUACUAACAUUAAAUUCUUUCCAAUUUUGUUACAAUUUUUUUUUUUUUUUUGGUAAGGUUCUAUUUUGUUACAAUUUCACAAAAGAUAAUAGAUUUUUGUGUAGUACUAUCAAUGUAUAGCAUUAUAUUCAGUCGAUAAAAUGAAAGAUAUUGUCCUUUACAUUGCCAAAAGGAUAAAACCUCUGCAUUGGUGAUA